Molecule: messenger RNA, 2231 nt
Organism: Syzygium oleosum
Lineage: Eukaryota; Viridiplantae; Streptophyta; Magnoliopsida; Myrtales; Myrtaceae
Product: putative disease resistance protein RGA4
Exons: 3
Coding region: 296-2134 (612 amino acids)
Biological process (GO): defense response to other organism
Molecular function (GO): ADP binding
Source: RefSeq, a predicted model, not a curated record
UUGCUACUUUCUUUUGGUUCUCACUCUCAUUGCUAGCCUCUCUCAUAGACUCUCUAGUCUCUUGACUUUCCCUAGCAGUGCCCUGGAUUUCUCUCUUUCUGGAGUCUUGCCGACGCCGUCUCAUCUCAUUUCUCUCUCUUGGUCUUGCCGACGCCGUCUCCUGUCCUCCUCUCUUGAUUUUGCCGGUUGUGGCCUCGCCUUUGUUGGUCAGCUGUCGAUCAGCCCACUAUUAGCCAGGCUUUGCUGCUGUCAAAUACGGUCCUUCAAUAUCACCCGUACUCCUGAGAGAACAAAAAUGGCGGAAGCUGUCAUCCUUGGUAUUGCUGGAAAUAUCGUUGAUUAUCUGGUUCCUAAAGCACUAGAAAAGGUUGGAAAGUUAUGGGGUGUCAAGCAUGAACUCGAGAUACUCAAGGAAACUGUCUCCACGCUUCAUGCUGUACUAGAGGAUGCAGAGGAGCAAUACCACCGGAGUCGCCAAAUCAAAGUUUGGCUUGACAAAUUGAAAGAUGCUUUCUAUGAUGCGCAGGAUGUGCUUGAAGAAUUCAACAUAGAAGCUGUGCGACGAGAACUGAGUGGCCAUAAUGAGAUGAUGAAGGAGGUAAGAACAUUUUUCUCAAGUUCAAACCAGCUUGCUUUUAAACUGAAGAUGAGUAACAAAGUAAGAGCAGUGAGGGAGAAAAUAGAAGCCAUUAAGGCUGAUAGGAAAUUCCACUUGGAUGAUCGCUCCGUGGAUUCACGAGUAGAGAGACAGUGGAGGAAAAGAGAAGAGACGCAUUCGUUCAUAAGUGAGGGAGAUAUUAAAGGCAGAGACGAUGACAAAACGGCGGUUAUAAAAUUUCUAUUGGAUUCAAACAUGAAAGAGAACGUCUCCAUCCUUCCAAUAGUUGGUAUUGGUGGGCUUGGAAAAACGGCACUUGCUCAAUUUAUAUAUAAUGAUGAGAUGGUAAGUAAACACUUUCACUUGAAAAUGUGGGUCUGUGUCUCCAAUGACUUUGACGUGAAAAAAAUAGUCACAAAUAUCAUAGCUUGUGCAAAGAAGAAAGCACCCAGCGAAGAUGCAAUGGAACAGCUGCAAAGUGAACUGAGGAAAGAAAUUGAUGGAAAGAGAUAUCUCUUAGUUUUAGAUGACUUGUGGAAUGAAGAACCAGAAAAUUGGUUGAGCUUGAAAAGAUUACUGGUGGGAGGUGCUAGAGGAAGCAAGAUCCUUAUAACUACACGCCUUCCAUCGAUUGCGACGAUCACUGAUGCUGCUCAAUCUCAUCAUCUUGGGGGCUUAUCUGACAGCUUAUCUCUUGAUUUAUUAAUGCAAAUGGCUUAUCGAAAAGAAGAGGAGGUGCAAGAUCCUGAAAUGCUAGAUAUUGCCAAAGAGAUAGUUAGAAAGUGCUCUGGGGUUCCAUUGGUGGUUCGAACUGUUGGGACUUUACUAUCCUUUAAGAAAACUAAACUCGAAUGGUUAACUUUCAAAGAUUAUGAGCUCCCAGAUGUGUCUCAAAGGGCAGACAAAAUAACAUCUGUUUUGAGGCUAAGUUAUGACUAUCUUCCUUCACAUUUGAAACAAUGUUUCGCGUUCUGUUCACUGUUUCCCAAAGAUUAUGAGAUAAAGAAGCAGACUUUGGUCAAUCUUUGGGUGGCUGAAGGAUUUAUCCGGCCAUCGAAUAGAAGUCAACAUUUAGAAGACAUUGCUCAUGGAUAUUUCAUGGAUCUACUUAGGAGCAACUUCUUCCAAGACUUUCAAGAAUACAAGGAGACUUGCAAGAUGCAUGAUUUGAUGCAUGAUCUAGCCUGCGUAGUUGCAGGGAAUGAGUGUGGGGUGGCAUUCGAUGACACAAAAUCCAUAAAUGAAAGAGCACGUCAUCUAUGUGUCGGUGAUCUUCCAAUCUCACACUUGAAAGCAAGUCCCCUGAGAACAUAUCUCUCUCUUAUGCGACGACCAAUAAGUGAAGUAGAUUUACGCCAACUCAUUCAAAGUUUCAAGAGGUUGCGCGUCUUGGAUCUGCAUACCACAUAUGUAGAGAAGGUGCCAAGGUCCAUUUGUAAGUUGAAGCAUCUCACGUAUCUCGACCUCUCUGGCACUCAUAAACUAAAAAAGACUUCCGGACUCCAUUACGAGACUGCAGAAUUUGCAAACACUUAAUCUCAACAAUUGUCGUGCCCUUGAAGAAUUGCCGAAGGGUAUAAGAAAGUUAGUCAGCCUUCGAAAUCUAUACAUAGAUGGUUGUGAGGAACUUAGU